Cylas formicarius (sweet potato weevil) is the source of this 902-nucleotide messenger RNA. Its product is annotated as brachyurin-like. The transcript has 3 exons. Gene Ontology annotation, molecular function: serine-type endopeptidase activity. The record is from RefSeq and is a predicted model, not a curated record. Lineage: Eukaryota; Metazoa; Arthropoda; Insecta; Coleoptera; Brentidae. Gene Ontology annotation, biological process: proteolysis. The coding region runs from base 59 to 880 and encodes 273 amino acids.
GUCUACGUAAGCGCUUAGAUUUCGAGUACGAACGAUAACAUCUACAUAGCACCAGUAUAUGCUUUUUGCAUUGUUAUCGAUUAAUGUUGGUAAAAUGAGCUUACGCGUUGUAGUAAUCGCGGUGCUCUCCAUCUCCGCUCUAAGUGUUGGUAAAGAUGUAAGCAUGCGAGUCAUAGGCGGUCAAAACGCAACUGGACCCAUACCGUACCAAGCCUUUGUAGAAUUUACUGCGGAAAAUGGAACUUCUUGGCCAUGCGGAGGAUCGCUGAUUGCUGCGAGAUACGUUCUGACAUCUGCAACCUGUACCUACGCUGCGACCAAAGCCUCAGUCAUACUGGGUGCGUUUGACUUGAAUGAUCAAUCCGAGAACACUAGGCAAACGUUCAACGUGAGCAGCAUCAUACCGCACCAGGAGUACAACGAAGACGUUCUUCUCAACGACGUAGCGUUACUGCAAUUGGACUCUUCAGCUGUAAUUAACGACGCCGUUCAGGUGAUUCCUCUGGCAGAUGCAUCGCAAGCCGACGACACGCUACAAGACCAGAUUGCAGCAGUGAGCGGAUGGGGCAAGACGAGCCCUUUCCAGGAAGGGUAUUCGACCUAUUUACUUAACGGAUCGGUGCCCAUAAUUGACGUCAGAAUAUGCGAAACAGCUUACUACGAUCUGGUAAGAAGAGACAGACACCUAUGUUCCCGCAAUGUGGAUGAAAGCGUGUCUAUGUGCGACGGAGACUUUGGUGGGCCGCUGGUCAUCAAUGGGACUUUAUACGGGGUGCAAUCCUUUAACAUUGCCGGUUGUUACGUGGGAUUCCCAUCGGUUUAUUCGAAAAUUACGUUCUAUCUCGACUGGAUAGAAGAGAACAUUUUGGUUAAUUUGUAAUAACAAAAAAUAAAUUAUUGUU